Messenger RNA from Penicillium lagena, 1692 nucleotides. RefSeq names its product sugar porter family MFS transporter. NCBI's taxonomy places the organism in Eukaryota, Fungi, Ascomycota, Eurotiomycetes, Eurotiales, Aspergillaceae. The record is from RefSeq and is a predicted model, not a curated record. Bases 1 to 1692 code for a protein of 563 amino acids. The transcript is spliced from 5 exons. Gene Ontology annotation, cellular component: membrane. Gene Ontology annotation, biological process: carbohydrate transport; transmembrane transport. Gene Ontology annotation, molecular function: carbohydrate:proton symporter activity.
AUGGCGGACCGAUCAUUGUCCGUGGACUUGGAGUCCUCUCCUCGCAUGCAGCUGGUCAAAAAGUCCAGGUGGCAAUCGAUCUUCGAGAACCCCAAAGUGCUCUUCAUUGCCUUUUUCGCCUCGUUUGGCGGGUUCGAAUAUGGCUACCAGCAGGGUGUUCUUGGACAGUCCCUGGUGAUGUACCGGUUCACUCACAACUUCCCGUCCGUGGUAGCAUCGUCCACCGCAACUGGGUGGUUAACCUCUGUUUUGCAACUGGGAGGAAUCUUAGGGUCUCUGUCCGCAGGUAUUCUGGGAGAAAUAUUUUCUCGAAAGUACACCAUGUUUUUCGCGUGCUGCUGGGUCAUCCUUGGUAGCUAUCUAUAUGUUGGUGCAUCGGCCGGUAACGCGUCUUUGCUUUAUGCUGGGCGUUUCUUCACCGGGUUGGGCGUCGGUCUGUUCAGUGGUGUCGGGCCUCUCUACAACGCCGAACUGGCUGCCCCAGAGAUGCGCGGCUUGCUUGUCUCGUUCUAUCAGUUCGCAACUAUUCUCGGCAUCAUGCUCUCUUUCUGGUGCGGCUACGGCAGCAACUAUAUCGGCGGAACGGGAGAGACGCAGUCCGAUCUCGCCUGGCGUCUACCCUCCAUCGUCCAGGGGAUUCCGGCCGUUUGCUUGGCAUGUGGAAUCUGGUUCAUGCCUUUCUCACCCCGGUGGUUGGUUAAGCAGGGCCGCGACGAAGAAGCUCAGUCCACGCUGGCUUGGAUGCGCAAGCUCCCUGUCGAGCAUGAGCUGGUUCAGGUUGAGUACCUCGAAAUCAAAGCAGAGGCACUAUUUGAAGAGCGUGCAUUUGCCAAAGCCUCACCUAAGCUUGCGGAGAAGGAGCGCCAAAACGUUUUCAUGAAUCAGAUCGCCCAGUAUUCCAACUGCGUUCGCUCGAUGGACAACUUCAAGCGUGUGGCUACGGCUUGGUUGAUCAUGUUCUUCCAGCAGUGGAGCGGUAUCGAUGCCAUUAUUUACUACGCGUCCGAUGUGUUCAAGAGUCUUGGAUUGACUAGUGGCACCAUCGCCCUCUUGGCCACGGGCGUCACGGGUGUCGUUUUCAUUGUUAGCACUGUUCCGGGAAUGCUGGUCAUCGACAAAAUCGGCCGCAAGCCUAUGCUGCUCGCUGGGUCGGCUCUGAUGUGUUCCACCAUGAUCAUUGUCGGAAUUAUCGUCGCGAAAUUCCAACAUGACUGGCCCUCUCAUGUUGCUGCUGGCUGGACCGCCGUUGCGCUUAUCUGGGUAUACAUCGGGAGCUUCGGAGCCACCUGGGGCCCUGUGUCGUGGACUCUGGUUUCCGAAAUUUUCCCACUCUCUAUUCGUGCCAAAGGUGCCUCGAUCGGCGCAUCCAGCAACUGGAUCAACAACUUUGCCAUCGCAUUCUUUGUACCUCCCAUGCUUGAACACUGGCAGUGGGGAACCUAUAUCUUUUUCGCUGUCUUCCUUAUGGGCGGCAUUGUUUGGGUUUGGUUCUUCUUGCCAGAGACCAAGAAUACUACCCUGGAGGAGAUGGACCGGGUAUUCGGAAGCCAUUCGGGAGAGGAAGAUGCCGAGCUUUUGCGGGAUGCCCAGCGCGAGGUUGGCCUGACUGCUUUUGUUGAGAGGAUGGGCAUGGCCACCGGGCGUGAGGUCGAUUCCAAGGAGCCCGGUGAGCAACUCGUCGAGAAGGUCUGA